Messenger RNA from Cuscuta europaea, 3318 nucleotides. Lineage: Eukaryota; Viridiplantae; Streptophyta; Magnoliopsida; Solanales; Convolvulaceae. The record is from the annotation of a GenBank genome assembly.
AGGUAAUCCAAACACAUGUCUUGUAUCUUCAUCCUCAAAAUGGGCUAUCGAUGCAGGAGCAACAGAUCAUAUGACAGGAUCUGUUGACGAAUCGGGUUAUUGGUAAAGGAUAUGAGUCGGCUGGGCUCUAUCUCUUGGAUACAUCCUUACCCAAAUCAAUCUCUUGCCUUGGGGUUGGAACUGUGUUAGAGGCUCACUAUCGACUGGGUCAUCCAUCUCUUCCAUUGUUAAAGAAACUUCAUCCUCAAUUCAAUAAGGUGUAAUCUUUACAGUGUGAUUCAUGUCAAUUUGCAAAACAUCAUCGAACUAGUCUAAGUCCUCGAGUCAAUAAACGAGCACAUGCUCCUUUUGAACUUGUUCAUUCUGAUGUUUGGGGCGCUUGCCCUGUUGUGUCCAAAACUGGUUUUAAAUAUUUUGUUACCUUUGUUGAUGAUUAUUCUCGUAUGACUUGGAUUUAUUUCAUGAAACGUCGUUCCGAGUUAUUUUCUCAUUUUUGUGCUUUUUGUGGUGAAAUCAAAACUCAAUAAUAUUUUAAGGGGAGACCAUGCUCAAGAAUAUUUGUCUGCCUCAUUUAAGUUGUAUAUGGCUCAACAUGGCAUAAUUCAUCAAACUUCAUGAGUAGACACACCUCCCCAAAAUGGAGUUGUUGAACGAAAGAACAGACAUCUAUUAGAAACUGUACGGGCUCUUCUAUUUCAAAUGAAUGUACGAAAACAUUUUUGGACAUAUGUUGUGUCUACCGCAUGUUUUUUGAUCAAUCGAAUGCCAUCUACUGUUUUAGAUGGUAAAACUCCAUAUCAAUGCCUAUUUUCAAAUAAUGAAAAUUUUCAUAUCCCUCCUAAAGUUUUUGGUUGCACUUGUUUUGUACGAGAUGUUAAUCUCCAUUUAACAAAGAUAGAUCCCAAGUCAUUAAAGUGCAUUUUCUUAGGCUACUCUUGAGUUCAAAAGGGGUACAGAUGUUUUUCUCCAAGUACAGGUCUGUAUCUUGUUUCAAUUGAUGUCUCCUUUUAUGAAAAUACACCAUUUUCAUCAACAGACACAAAUAUCUGUAGGGAGAAUGAUGAUAUACUCAUUUACACAGUCACUAUACCCAAGUCCAAUACUUCAGCAGUUCUUCCACAUGUUACUUUUCUUGAGCUUAGGCCUCCGAUACAGUUGGUAUACACCCGUCGACACAAAGUGCAAGAUCACCCUCCACCUGUGGUACUUCUCGUGAUACUGAUCUGAUCUCAUAUCUUGAACCGACACCUGCACUACGUAAAGGUACACGGUCUUGUACUCAUCCCAUUUCUUCACAAAAUGCACAAAGUGCAUCUUCAGAUCCUAUCUCUACAUCAGAUCUUGAUCUCCCCAUUGCACUACGUAAAGGUACACGGUCUUGUACUCAUCCUAUUUCUUCAUUUGUGUCGUACAAUCGGUUAUCAUCUGCCUCAUGUUCUUUUAUUGCUUCCAUUGAUUCUAUUUCUGUUCCCAAAUCUGUUAAAGACGUUCUGUCUCAUCCUGAUUGGCGUCAUGCCAUGGUAGAGGAAAUGAAUGCUUUGGAUCUUAAUGGUACUUGGGAUUUGGUAGACUUGCCUACAGGGAAGAAAUCUAUAGGAUGUAAGUGGGUCUUUGUUGUAAAGGUUAACCCUGACGGAUCCGUUGCUCGAUUGAAAGCCCGAUUAGUUGCGAAGGGUUAUGCUCAAACCUAUGGUGUUGAUUAUUCUGACACAUUUUCUCUCGUUGCUAAAUUAACAUCUGUCAGGUUACUUAUUUCUCUCGUAGCAACUCAUAUUUGGCACUUACAUCAGUUGGACAUUAAGAAUGCAUUUUUGCACGGUGAUCUUCAGGAGGAAGUUUAUAUUGAGCAACCUCCGGGGUUUGUUGCUCAGGGGCAGUAUGGGAAAGUUUGUCGACUUCGCAAGUCUCUUUAUGGUUUGAAACAGAGUUCCCAUGCAUGGUUCGGGAAAUUCAGCCAAUCAAUUGAACGAUUUGGGAUGAUAAAAGGCAAAUCAGAUCACUCUGUAUUUUACAGACGAACGAAAGCAGGUAUUACAUUGCUUGUGGUGUAUGUCAACUGAAGUUUUCUGAGUAUUAUUUCCUUGAAUUCAUUUACAAGAAGUACAUAAGCUAUUUAUACAGAUAGGAAUCCUGAGAGAGUCUAUUCAGCACCCUAGGUGACUGUCUAAAUACUAAACAUAAAUGAUUGAGAACUGAAAAGACAGCAGCUAUUAAAUACAACCUGAAGCACUAAAGAUACAUAAUUACAGUAAUAAUAAGGAAAAUAAAUCAUAGAUUAAUGAUGUCUCUUCGUUUUAUCAACACUCCCCCUCAAGCUAGGUUUGUAGAUAUCCGUCAUGCCUAGCUUGACAAUAAGACCCUGGAACCUAGGACUGUGCAGAGGUUUGGUAAACACAUCUGCAACUUGAUCUUCUGAGGGAGUGUAGCUUAGUUCGAUCAGACCUCCUUCAACCUUUUCUUUGAUAAAGUGCCUAUCAAUCUCAAUAUGCUUGGUCCGAUCAUGUUGGACUGGAUUAUGAGCUAUGUUGAUUGCUGAUUUGUUAUCACACCUCAAUUCCAUUGGUCCUUUCCACUUGAUUCGUAAAUCUAAGAGAAUAAUUCUGAUCCAUAGAAGUUCACAUAAGCCAUGGGCAAGAGCUCUUAGCUCAGAUUCAGCAGAUGAUCGUGCCACAACAUUCUGUUUUUUGCUUCUCCAUGUCACGAGGUUUCCUGCUAGGAAAACACAGAGACCAGUAGUUGACCGGCGGUCAACGAGGGAGCCACCAUAAUCUGCAUCAGUGAAGGCUUGGACUGAUAAUUGCCCACCCUUCCUGAAUAUUAUCCCUUGCCCUGGACUUCCUUUUAGGUAGUGAAGAACCCUAUAGGCUGCUUCUAGAUGUGGUUUCCUUGGAUCAUGCAUGAACUGACUCAAAACACUAACUGCAUAGGCAAUGUCAGGUCUAGUAUGAGAGAGAUAGAUAAGUUUGCCACACAAGCGCUGAUACAUUGAUGAAUCAACCUUGGGUUCAUCAGUAGCAAGUCCAAGCUUGUGAUUAGGAUCCAUAGGUGCAUUAACCGGUCGACAAGCACUCUUACCGGUCUCAUUUAACAAAUCUGUAAUGUACUUUUGUUGGCUGAUAAAGAUGCCUUCAGAUGAGUGAGCAACUUCAAUUCCAAGAAAGUAUUUUAGAGGGCCAAGAGACUUCAUCUCGAAUUUGGAUUUCAGCUGCCCCUCAAGACGUUGUUUCUCAACUGGAUCAUUACCCGUCACAAUGAUGUCAUCCACAUAUACCAAAAGAAUAGUGACUCCAUUUGGGCGAGAGUGUUUGUAAAAAAGAG